AUGGAUGAUGAUGAUGCGCUGGAUGACUCGGAUGAUAAUGACGAUGAUUCGGGCGAUGACUCAAAUGAUGAGUCGGAAAAUGAUGAUGGUAUUGACUCGGAUGAUGAUGAUGACUCGGAUUAUGAUGACGAUGAAGAUGAUGACUCGGAUGAUUUGGUUGAUAAUGAUGAUGAGGAGGAGGAGCAUGAUGAUGAUAAUGACCAAGACGACGGUUCAGUUGAUGACAAGGAUGAUGAUGCUGACGCCGAUAUUGAUGAAGAUGAUGCUUCGGAUGAUGAUUAUAGCAAGGAAGAUGAUGACUUGGCUCAUGAUGAAGAUGAUGACCCGGAUGAGUAA
Molecule: messenger RNA, 336 nt
Organism: Fasciola hepatica (liver fluke)
Lineage: Eukaryota; Metazoa; Platyhelminthes; Trematoda; Plagiorchiida; Fasciolidae
Source: the annotation of a GenBank genome assembly